UGACUUCUUAUUAUAUAUUCCCAGAGAGUUUGUGAAGAAGGAUCUCUAUGAAGGAAAAAAAAUGGCCAAAAGAAAGCAAAAUCUUGUGCAUUGCUGCAAUCUGUUUUCAGUUCUUUUUCUUCUUGCAGAAGUAAUACAUUUUCCAGUGUGUGUUGAGGCUACAGGUUCACCUGUUAAGUUUCUUCCAGGCUUUCAAGGACCACUUCCUUUUGAACUUGAAACUGGGUACAUAGGAGUGGGUGAUUCAGAUGAUGUUCAACUAUUCUACUACUUCAUUAAGUCUGAGUCUAAUCCAAAAUCAGACCCUCUUAUUUUAUGGCUAACUGGAGGCCCUAGCUGCUCUGCUUUAUCUAGCCUUCUCUUUGAGAUAGGUCCAAUAACGUUUGAGCCUGUGGAGUAUGGUGAUUUUAAGCCAGCGGAAUAUAAUGGUAGCUUCCCCUCACUGGUCUUGAAUCCUCAUACAUGGACAAAGGUGGCAAGCUUUAUAUUCUUAGAUCUUCCAGUUGGUACUGGAUUUUCCUAUGCAAGAACUUCAGAGGCUCGUCAAUCAGAUGAUCUACAAGCUAGUGAUCAUGCAUAUCAAUUUCUACGCAAGUGGUUCAAUGAUCACCCAGAAUUCUUAAGAAAUUCAUUUUAUGUGGCUGGGGACUCCUAUUCGGGAAUAAGUAUACCAAUCAUUUCUCAACUCAUAGCAAACGGAAAUGAGAAGGGACUUGAGCCAUUUAUUGAUCUUAAGGGAUAUUUACUGGGAAAUCCGGCUACAUUUCAUGGUGAAUACAAUUACAGGAUCUCAUAUGCUCAUGGAGUGGGACUUAUUUCUGAUGAACUUUUUGAGUCCUUGAAGAGAAACUGUGAAGGAGAGUAUUUCGAUAUACAUCCUAGCAACACAAAAUGUUGGAAUGAUAGGCAGACAUAUGAUCAGAUGCUUGGUGGAAUUACCAAUGCGCACAGUUUGGAGCCCAAGUGUGAGUUUGCUUCACCAAGGCCACAAAAAUGGAUAGGCCAAAGAAGGUCUCUUGAUGAAAUGCUAUAUAUUGGACGACUGAGAUGUCGAUUUGACUGGGAAAAGAUCUCUUACCAUUGGGCUGAUGAUGACAAAGUUAGAGAGGCACUCCAUGUUCGAAGAGGCAGUAUUGGUAAAUGGAAGCGAUGUGCUGGGGAUGAUUUGCCUUACCAAAAGAUAAUAGGAAACAGCAUUCCAUAUCAUGCAAAUCUCAGUGUCAAAGGUUAUAGGUCCUUAAUAUACAGUGGAGAUCAUGACACGAUGAUCCCUUACACAUCAACCGAAGCUUGGAUAAGAUCUCUUAACUACUCUAUUGUUGAUGAUUGGCGACCAUGGAUUGUUGAUGGUCAAGUUGCCGGGUAUACAAGGACAUAUUCAAAUAAAAUGACAUUUGCCACAGUGAAGGGAGGAGGACAUACAGCUCCAGAGUACAAGCCUGUUGAAUGUCUUGCCAUGCUGAGGAGAUGUAGAAAAUUGCUAUUGCCCGGUUUUUUUCUUACUUCUUAUCAAUUCCAACCUUUCUUUGCUAUUUUUUUUUCAGCAAAUGCUAAAGUUUGCUCAACAACUGUUGAAGUUAUUGUAGCAACUGUUGAAGUUUUUUCAACGGCUGCUCAAAAAGCAAUGGCCGAAGGAAAGAGAAGUCUUAUGCUUUGCUGCAAUCUGUUUUCAGUUCUGCUUCUUCUUCUUGCAGAAGUACUUCAUUUUCCAGAGUGUGUUGAGGCUGCAGGUUCACCUGUUAAGUUUCUUCCAGGAUUCCAAGGGCCACUUCCUUUUGAACUUGAAACUGGGUACAUAGGAGUGGGUGAUUCAAAUGAUGUGCAACUAUUCUACUACUUCAUUAAGUCUGAGUCUAAUCCAAAAUCAGACCCUCUUAUUUUAUGGCUAACUGGAGGCCCUGGCUGCUCUGCUUUAUCUGGCCUUCUCUUUGAGAUAGGUCCAAUAACAUUUGAGCCUGUCGAGUACGGUGCUUUUAAGCCAGCAGAAUAUAAUGGUAGCUUCCCCUCACUGGUCUUGAAUCCCCAUACAUGGACAAAGAUUGCAAGCUUUAUAUUCUUAGAUCUUCCAGUUGGUACUGGUUUUUCCUAUGCAAGAACUUCAGCGGCUCGCCAAUCAGAUGAUCUACAAGCUAGUGAUCAUGCAUAUCAAUUUCUUCAGAAGUGGUUCAAUGAUCACCCAGAAUUCUUAAGAAAUCCAUUUUAUGUGGCUGGGGACUCCUAUUCUGGAAUAUCCAUACCAAUCAUUUCUCAACUCAUAGCAAAUGGAAAUGAAAAGGGACUUGAGCCUUUUAUUAAUCUUAAGGGAUAUUUACUGGGAAAUCCAUCGACAUUUCAAGGUGAAUUCAACUACAGGAUCCCAUAUGCUCAUGGAAUGGGACUUAUUUCUGAUGAACUUUUUGAGUCCUUGAAGAGAAAUUGUAAAGGAGAGUAUUUUGAUAUACAUCUUAGCAACACACAAUGUUUGAAUGAUCGUCAGACUUAUGAUCAGAUGGUGGAAGGACUUGAACCUGGGCAAAUUUUGGAGCCCAACUGUGAGUUUGGUUCACCGAGGCCACAAAAAUGGUUUGGCGAAAGAAGGUCUCUAGAUGAGAUGCUAUAUGCUGGACGACUAAGAUGUCGAUUUGACUGGGAAAAGCUCUCCUACCAUUGGGCUGAUGAUGACAAAGUCAGAGAGGCCCUCCAUGUUCGAACAGGUAGUAUUGGAAAAUGGAAGCGAUGUGCUGAGGAUGAUUUGCCUUUCGAAAAGAUAGUACAUAGCAGCAUUCCAUAUCAUGCAAAUCUCAGUGUCAAAGGUUAUAGGUCCUUAAUAUACAGUGGUGAUCAUGACAUGAUGAUCCCUUAUAUAUCAACCAAAGCUUGGAUAAGAUCUCUUAACUACUCUAUUGUUGAUGAUUGGCGACCAUGGAUUGUUGAUAGUCAAGUUGCAGGGUAUACAAGAACAUAUUCAAAUAAAAUGACAUUUGCCACAGUGAAGGGAGGAGGACAUACAGCUCCAGAGUACAAGCCUGUUGAAUGUCUGGCCAUGCUGAGAAGAUGGUUAUCUUAUCAGCCUCUGUGAUCAAAAGUUGCUGAUAAAUAUCAAAUGUUGAAACUGAUAAGUAAUUACAUGUUUGGAUACAAGUGUUUAAAAGUUUGCUAAUACGCGAACAUGAAGACAGUUUCUUGGUUGAACAAGAGCAGGUCCAUAAUAUUACUAGUUUCUGAAAGCCAAAUUUUAAUAAGAGGCCUUAAUUUAUACAAUAAAG
This is a messenger RNA of Solanum stenotomum, 3245 nucleotides long. RefSeq lists its product as uncharacterized. The transcript has 28 exons. The coding region runs from base 62 to 3058 and encodes 998 amino acids. Gene Ontology annotation, molecular function: serine-type carboxypeptidase activity; acyltransferase activity, transferring groups other than amino-acyl groups. NCBI's taxonomy places the organism in Eukaryota, Viridiplantae, Streptophyta, Magnoliopsida, Solanales, Solanaceae. The record is from RefSeq and is a predicted model, not a curated record. Gene Ontology annotation, biological process: proteolysis; secondary metabolic process.